Molecule: messenger RNA, 3864 nt
Organism: Pogonomyrmex barbatus (red harvester ant)
Lineage: Eukaryota; Metazoa; Arthropoda; Insecta; Hymenoptera; Formicidae
Product: putative phosphorylase b kinase regulatory subunit alpha
Biological process (GO): glycogen metabolic process
Cellular component (GO): phosphorylase kinase complex
Molecular function (GO): calmodulin binding
Source: RefSeq, a predicted model, not a curated record
AUACACACAUAUGUAUGCUUAUACGUCGAGCGUGCUUGACAUUCGUUUCACAUUGCGUCUCGGAGCCCCGGCUAUAACUUGGAUUCGCGAAAAAAAUGCGGUUUUCUCGUUUCUUCAUAAGAUACAAUUGAUCCAGUGCCUAGAGUAUUGAGUACCGUUCUUGGAAUUAAAGCUCAACGAGCUUGCUAUUUAAAGUAAAAACACAAAAUGCGUAGUAGAAGUAAUUCUGGUGUCCGUUUGGACUAUUAUCAACGAAUCGUUCACAAAAUAAUUAUGAAUCAUCAGAAUCCUGUUACCGGACUCUUUCCUGCAAGCUCUGAUAAUAAUCAUGCCUGGAUACGGGACAAUGUUUAUUGCAUACUAGCUGUAUGGGGUCUAUCAAUGGCCUAUAAAAAGAUAGCAGAUGUUGAUGAGGAUAGAGCGAAAACUUACGAAUUGGAACAAAGUUGUGUGAAGCUAAUGAGAGGUCUUCUAAUGGCAAUGAUGCAACAGAAGGAAAAAGUGGAAAAAUUCAAGUCUAGUCAAAAUCCACAUGAUGCUUUGCAUGCAAAGUAUAGUUCUACCAAUGGUCAAACUGUGGUUGGAGAUACCGAAUGGGGACAUCUUCAAAUUGAUGCAAUUUCUCUGUAUCUCUUAAUUUUAGCUCAAAUGACAGCGUCUGGCUUACAGAUCGUUUUCAACUUGGAUGAGGUGGCCUUUAUUCAGAAUUUGGUAUUUUAUAUUGAAUCUGCCUAUUGUACUCCAGAUUAUGGAAUUUGGGAAAGAGGGGAUAAAACAAAUCAUGGUUUGCCGGAAUUAAAUGCAAGCAGCAUCGGAAUGGCCAAAGCUGCAAUGGAGGCAAUGAAUGAAUUGGAUUUAUUUGGAGCAAGAGGUGGACCUACCUCAGUUAUUCAUGUUUUGGCUGAUGAGGCACAGAAAUGCCAAGCCGUGCUACAAUCCAUGUUGCCCAGAGAAUCGAACUCCAAGGAAUUAGAUAGUGGCUUACUGUCAAUCAUAAGUUUCCCUGCAUUUGCAAUGGAUGAACCUAAUUUGAUUCACGAGACACGCGAGACUAUUAUUAAGAAAUUACAGGGACGAUAUGGUUGUAAAAGAUUUUUAAGGGAUGGAUAUAAAACGCCUAAGGAAGAUGUAAACAGAUUGUAUUAUGAACCGUGGGAACUUCGUAUGUUUGAGAAUAUCGAAUGUGAAUGGCCACUGUUCUUCUGUUAUUUAAUAUUAGACUAUUGCUUCCAAGGUAAUAAGGAAGCAGUUGAGAUGUAUACCAAACAAUUGGAGGAAGUAAUGAUUAAAACAGAGGAUAGUAUGAAAUUAGUACCUGAAUUAUACUCUGUUGCUCCUGAGAAUGUGUCAGCGGAAUAUGCCGAACCUGGUAGUCAAAACCGAAUAGCUUUAGGCAGAUGUCCAUUUAAAUGGGCGCAAUCUCUUUACAUUUUAGGAAAAUUACUACAAGAGGGAUUUCUUGCAGUUGGCGAGUUAGAUCCCUUAAAUAGGCGAUUAUGUAGUGAAAAAAAGCCGGAUGUUGUGGUACAAGUAGUUAUUUUAGCAGAAGAUACAGAAAUUAGGGAAAAAAUUGCACAACACGAUAUUCAUGUACAAACAAUUGCAGAAGUUGCACCGAUUGAAGUACAACCUGCAAAAGUUCUCAGUCAUUUAUAUACGUAUUUAGGACGUAACAAGAAACUGGGAUUGUCUGGACGUAAAUCAAGAGAUGUGGGAAUUCUCAGCACUAGUAAAUUAUAUUCCUUACACGAUAAGAUAUUCGCGUUCACACCGCAGUUGACAGAUAUGACCCGCUUCUACAUCGCAUCGGACUAUGAGCUCAUGAUUGACAUAUUCAAAGGUGAAAUUAAUUUCUUGAAGUCUAGUUGGCAGAAUAUGUUGGGCCGACCUCUUGUGGUCAUGCCCCUCAAGAAUAUUCAUCUAGAUCAAGGUAAAAUACCAUUAGCCAUGAUAACUACCAUGAAAAAGCUGAAAAGCGGUUACAUCAACGGUACUAGAGUGUCAUUGGGAAAUUUGAAUGAUUUCUUAAGUACAUCGUGUAUCACGAAUCUUAGUUUCUUGGGAAGUUCUGAGGACGGUCGUCCUGACAAAUUAAAUCCUCAGGUUCAGCAAUAUUUGGAGGAACAUUUAAUGCGGCCAUUCCCUCAUCGCACGGGACUUCUCAAUAAACCCGGCCCAAUACGUACAGCGAAAAAUCUACGGCGUAGAAUGUCCGUGAAAGGCGCGAUAAAAAAGACCCGAUCCAUAGCUGUCGAACCUGCUGUGAUUAUUAUCAUCUUCCAAGAACCUGAAAUUCUUGGAAUGGCAGGGGAAGACCGUAGACAUUCUACUGUUUUAAUUGUAAAUCCAUUUAUUGAAGUGACGGAUACUACAUUAUCUCUCAAUGCUACCCAACCAGUGCCGAUUGAGCGUACGCCAUCGCCAACAGAUGAGCUACUGUCAUGGAAAAAUUCUCCUAAAGCCAAACAUAGAACAAUAUCCGAGACCCAGUAUGCAGAGACUGAAGUGGAGGAAUUGCUAUCUAUGCUACGUGAAACAGAAAGUCUCGAAGAGCAAGGAGAUAUUUUGCAAUAUAUUGUGGACUCGAAGGGAUUACAUUUUGAUACGGGCGUACUGGAAGAGGGACAUCCUGUUCUGGUGAAGGAUUUGUUGAAGAGUCUAUACGAAAAAGCUUGUCAACAGAAGAUGUGGGGUAUCGUGCGACAUAGUGCGGGUAUGUUGGGUAAAAGGGUGGAAGAUCUAGCGAAAGCGGUUACUGAUCUAUUAGUGCGACAAAAACAAGUUACCGUUGGUAUGCCACCGAGUAACGAGCACACGAUAGUCGCACCUCUACCAGAAAACGAACUACGAGCUCUGAUCCAUCAGGCAUACGGUGAUGAUGAGUCAACUGCUAUGUUGACACAGGAAUUGCUAGUCUAUCUAGCAAUGUUUAUUAGAACGGAGCCACAAUUAUUUCUUGAGAUGCUAAGAUUGCGUGUCGGUUUAAUCAUACAAGUUAUGGCAACGGAACUGUCACGAACAUUAAUCUGCACCGGUGAAGAAGCUUCUGAACAUCUAUUAAAUCUCUCUCCCUUUGAGAUGAAAAAUUUACUGCAUCAUAUUAUGAGUGGAAAAGAAUUUGCUAUUAGCAGUGUUGGCCGUGGCAAUUUCUCCGUUAUUAGCUGCAAGUCAAGUAGAGUCAGCAAGAAAUCUCAAAUUGGUGGUUUCUUAAGCGCUGAUCAAAAUGUUGAGAGUGCUGAAGCAGAAAUAGAUCGACAAGGUCAAUGGUUACGAAGGCGACGAUUAGAUGGUGCGUUGAAUAGAGUACCGAGAGAUUUCUAUCCGCGUGUAUGGCAAGUGCUUGAAAAGUGUCAUGGUUUAGCGAUUGAAGGAAGAGUGCUGCCUCAAAAUCUCACACAGGAAAUGACAUCUGGCGAAUUGAAAUUUGCAUUGGCCGUAGAAACUGUUUUGAAUACUAUACCACAACCGGAAUAUCGUCAACUCGUUGUCGAAGCUUUGAUGGUGUUAACGUUAGUGACUGAAUAUAAUAUCGUACCAUCUUUAGGUGGUCUAAUCGAAGUUGAACAUUUGGUACAUAAAGCAAACGCUAUUUUCUUAGAAGAUCAGAUGGCCAUCGAUGGUGAUGCGACAUUAUGUUGUGCAAAACCAAAGGAGCAACGCGAAAUGACACCUAUGGGGACACUCCUCUGUGGUGGAGCAGCAUACAUUUGUCAGCAUUUUUAUGAUUCUGCACCCAGCGGAAGUUAUGGAACAAUGACCUAUAUUACAAGAGCCGUCGCUGUAACGCUUGACUGUUUACCAAAGGAUGGUGAUUUAGAAUGCUCAAUAUCCUAAUAUAAUUUUAAAAAUAAAUUUUCUUCAAUU